Rhinolophus ferrumequinum (greater horseshoe bat) is the source of this 5082-nucleotide messenger RNA. It is a transcript of the gene ZNF787, whose product is annotated as zinc finger protein 787. Gene Ontology annotation, biological process: regulation of immune system process; negative regulation of transcription by RNA polymerase II; regulation of cytokine production. The transcript has 3 exons. NCBI's taxonomy places the organism in Eukaryota, Metazoa, Chordata, Mammalia, Chiroptera, Rhinolophidae. Bases 3284 to 4432 code for a protein of 382 amino acids. The record is from RefSeq and is a predicted model, not a curated record.
CACCAAGGACAGGGCCUGAAGCAGGCCAGUGGAGAAGCACAUCUGGAAACAGAGUGCUCACCUGGUGACCAGAGCCCUGAUGGAUAGGUUCAGGGACUGUGGGAGCCUGAGGAGGGCACCCAGCCCAGCCCAGUGGACAGGGGCCGUCAGAGUUUUAGGAAUGGAGUGAUUUGGUCUAUGCGUUUUCCUGUUUCCUGGUGGAAGACCCCAAGUUGGGCAGUGCUGAGGAUCCAGCUGGGAGGCAGAUCUGGCCUGGCUCCUGGAAGCACAGUUGCUGUUGAUCCUGACUUAUCUUCUUCCUAAGACCAUAAGCCUCUUUGCUAAAUGCAGCUGGCAUUCACCUGCUGCGUCUUCUGCAGUCCCUUCAGCCCUCCUUAGCCCCAGAGAACACUCAGAUCAGGUUCUUCCUUGUGUUAUUUCAUGUCUUCGCUCUUUUCCUCUUGGAAGCCUUCUAGACCUACCCCCCACCCUGGUGGUGCUGAAGAAUGACAGUGCCUGGUCCGUGGGUACUGUGUUUCCCCAAAAAUAAGACCUAAUCGGAAAAUAAGCCCUAGCAUGAUUUUUCAGGAUGACAUCCCCUGAACAUAAGCCCUAAUGUGUCUUUUGGAGCAAAAAUUAAUAUAAGACCCGGUCUUAUUUUCGGGGAAACACGGUAGAUAGCACUGCAGCCUGUUAGCCAAGAGCUUGGGGGUCAGAGAUCUGCGUUCAAAUUUCAGUUCCAUCUUUCAUACCUUUGUGACCUUAGGGAGCUUUAACCUCGGUUUCCAACUGGAUAAAAGAGGGAUGAUGAUAACAGUAUUGAUCUUGGUAGGAAGGCUCCUAAUCCUUUCCUUUUAGAGCCAGAGAGGUGGGUGUAGAGAGUGUGGAAAGGAUUCUGGAGCCAGACGUUCCUAGGCCGCUCUCCUCCAGUCCUCAGCUUCCUCUCCUCCAGUCUUGUGACCUUGGACCUGCCACUUCCGCUUUCCCAGGCUCAGUUUCCUCUUCAUCCCCUAAGGUGGGGAGCACAGUUCACCAUUCACUGGAUCAGCCUUGUCCAGUGCUGGGCACAUGGACACAGUCCUUUGCUGUAGGGUAGGAGAGGAGGGUCAGUCAGCACACAUUUCUCAGUGUCCCCCUGGGCCAGGCCCAGAUUUGGGUGACACUGGGCAGCAGUUGCUCUCCUGGAGCCACUCAGAGGCCUGUGGGGAGACACACGCACAGGAGCACGCGGCAGAGGGGCUGGGGUUGCAGACUAGCUCCUGGGAGCUGUCGAAGCCCAGGGGGGCCCUCUGGUUGCGGGAGGAUAUCCAGGGGAGGUAGCACGUCCUGAGUCUUGAAGAACAGAGGAGUUGGCCGAGAGGACCCUGGACUCCAGGGAGGAUGGCGGUGAGCUCUGGGCCGGCAGUGCCAAAGGUCCGCCAUGUUCUCCGGCGGCUGCCUGGCUGUCCAGGGUCGUUGGUUGUCACUGCUGGGCACUGAGCUUUCAGGGUACCUGCGCCCAGAUGCAUCCCCCUGCCCCUAACCUGGCUCGUUCCUCCUCGGUGCUGCCUGAGGCCUCGCGGCGGAGGCAGACUGCAAAUGAUCACAACUCGCUUGCUGAGCACUUGGCAGGUGCCUGCCCUGUGCCCGGUGCUCACUGUGCUAAGCCCUUAGGAUGGAGGUGGUCCCCCAUUUUAGGGGGUCGGGCCUGAGCCCCAGACCCCACAGCAGCAUUGGAGCAUGGGUCUACGUCAGAUUCCAGAUCUUGGCCCUUUACCAUAAUGGUGUCGUCUUUGUUGACUUAAUUUCUUUUGGCCAAGGUUGGGGUCUGGGAAGACAGGCUGUUCUGAGGCCUCUUAGGUGUCAGUCAUUGGGCUGGGGACUCGGGGCUCUCACUCCCGUGGAGCACAGCCACAGGCUGGCUCGGGACCCCCAGCUGCAGCCCCUCGUUCAGGUGUGACUUUCACAGGUGGCAGGAGGAGUUGGGACGGGUACACUGCCAGUGUUAGCAGCACUGUUGGAUGAGCACAGAAAGCUAUGGGGUUUCUCUGUUCUGUCUGCUUGGACGUUGGUCUCAUAGAACAUGCUUCUGUCUGAUGCUGAGUGGGGAGUCCCAUGUGGCCUUGGAAUGGGCGAUGCAGUGGACCCUGAGAGGCGUCAGGCAUGGUCCCGGCCUUGAAGCUCAGGCCGUUCAGAGAGUCUUGGAUUGUUGGGGCUGCUGCGUGGGUGUCUGUGCUGGGAGCUAGUCCCUGCCCUCCCUUAGCAUGAAGUCUGCUGGGUUGGGGGUGGGGGACCCCACCUGCGGCAUGUAGGACUCAGCUGUAGUGAUGGGAGUUACAGGGUCAAGUGCCAGUGUCCUCAAAGAGAGAAGGGGAAGAAGCUGCCUUUGCGUCUGGCCGACCCAGUUCAUCCCCCCCGCUGCUCUGGCUGUGUGACGUUGGGUUGGCCCUUGAGCUUGUCUGAGCCCUGGCAUUAGGCUCUGACAAUCCAGUCAAUGUGACAGCGGCACUAGGCACUUACUAGGUUCCUGGCUUCUCGUUGAGCACCUCACCGGCAUCAUCUCAUUGUUCACAGAGAGGUGAAGGGCUUUGCCCAAGGUCAUAUGGCUGGUGGGUGGGGGGCCAAGUGUAACCAGCCUGCCUGAAGAGGUUGUCCUCCGUCGCUCCAUGUGCUUGUGGGAUUAGGCUUUUGUGCCUACAGCAGCCUGUGCCCAGAGUCUGCCAUGUAGCCUGUCCUUGAUGAAUGCCUUCUGCAAUUUGAGAAGUGAGGACACUUGAGCUGAGGGAAGAGAGACAUCUGGGAAGGCUUCCUGGGGGAGGUGCUGUUUUCGCAGGGCUCUGGCAUCAAAUCUUUAGGGAGGAGGUGGAUGAGGUGGAAGUGUCUGCAAGAAAGGCCAGGGAGGGGGAGUCACAUCCACCCAGAGGAUGGGGCGUCUGGCCCUUUGGCCCAGUUGAGGGGUGACAGCUAUAAGAUGGUCCGUAGGUGUGUCAGGUCAUUUUGUGGGGGGGAGUCUAAGAGUAUUUUCGUUUGUUUAAACAAUUGUCAACAUUUAAGAAUCAGGAGCAUUCACAGUCCUUUCUGAAGGCCUGGGAACCCCAGAUGGCGGCAGGUGGCUAGGGUGGGGCAGUGGCUGCUCUGCUCUCUGCCAGUCCUAGGUGGGGCUGCUGCCAUAACAGUAGGUCAAGGUUCUAGAAUUCUAGAAUCUUCUCUUUCUCUUACGGCGAGAGUGGGGAGUGGUGAUGGGCUGCACCUGUCCACCCUGGCCUAGCUCAUUUUCUGGCCUGGCCCCUGGGGAGGGUUGGGAAGGACUGGAAGGGACCCACACAUGGAGCUGCGGGAAGAGGCCUGGUCUCCGGGGCCGCUGGAUUCCGAGGACCAGCAGAUGGCCAGUCAUGAGAACCCAGUGGACAUCCUCAUCAUGGAUGAUGACGACGUCCCCAGCUGGCCCCCGACCAAGCUGUCCCCUCCCCAGUCGGCACCCCCGGCCGGCCCCCCGCCCCGGCCGCGGCCGCCCGCGCCCUACAUCUGCAACGAGUGCGGCAAGAGCUUCAGCCACUGGUCCAAGCUGACACGGCACCAGCGCACGCACACGGGUGAGCGGCCCAACGCCUGCGCCGAUUGCGGCAAGACCUUCUCGCAGAGCUCCCACCUGGUGCAGCACCGGCGCAUCCACACGGGCGAGAAGCCCUACGCUUGCUCCGAGUGCGGCAAGCGCUUCAGCUGGAGCUCCAACCUCAUGCAGCACCAGCGCAUCCACACGGGCGAGAAGCCCUAUGCCUGCCCCGACUGCGGUCGCAGCUUCACGCAGAGCAAGAGCCUGGCCAAGCACCGGCGCUCGCACAGCGGCCUCAAGCCCUUCGUGUGCCCGCGCUGCGGCCGCGGAUUCAGCCAGCCCAAGAGCCUGGCGCGCCACCUGCGGCUGCAUCCGGAGCUGUCGGGGCCUGGCGUGGCGGCCAAGGUGCUGGCGGCCAGCGUGCGCCGGGCCAAGGCGCCCGAGGAGGCGGCCGCGGCGGACGGCGAGAUCGCCAUCCCGGUGGGCGACGGCGACGGCAUCAUUGUGGUGGGCGCGCCGGGAGAGGGGGCCGCAGCGGCCGCGGCGGCAGGGGGCCCGGGGGCCAAGACGCCGGGGCCCCGCUCGCGGCGUGCACCGGCCCCCAAGCCGUAUGUGUGCGUGGAGUGCGGGCAGGGCUUUGGGCACGGGGCCGGGCUCUUGGCACACCAGCGCGCCCAGCACGGGGACGGGCUGGGGGUGGCGGGGGCCGAGGAGCCGGCGCACAUCUGCGUGGAGUGCGGUGAGGGCUUCGUGCAGGGCGCGGCACUGCGCAGACACAAGAAGGUCCAUGCCGUGGGCGUGCCCUCGGUCUGCAGCCGCUGCGGACAGAGCUACUACCGGACCGGCGAGGACGACGAGGACGACGAGGACGAAGCGACUGGCGCCAGGUGCAGCGAGUGCCGGGGUGGGGAGGCCCGGUAGGGGCGGAGGGCCCGAGGGGGCAAGGCCCCUCGGGCUCGGCGGGAAAGACGGCGCAGGACCCAGAGAGCCGUGGAGAAACGGACUGACGGUGGCCACGGACCAGCGGCGACCUCCACGGGGUGCAGUGGCCUCCAGGAGGCGCUGGGGGGCGCUCACUUGGUCGCCCACCCUCCCUGCCCCCUGUCCCUCGGCCUGGCCUGCUCCUGCUAGGUUCUCGGUCGAGCCCGAGAUAGACGUGAACUAGAGACCAAGAGAUCGCAAACCCCAUGAGUGAAAGACCGUUUCCCGCCUUCUCUUCCCUCACCGUCAGGGAGCGUGGCAAGGAAUGGAGAGCAAUUCAGCCCUUUCGGUUUAGAGGGUGGCCCCAGAGAGGGAAGGGAAAGAGGGGUCCUUUUCCCUUUUAGAAUUUUCUUUUAAUCGUCCCCAUCUGACUCCACCCACCACUAUUUUUUCUCAUCUCCCCUUUGGUCCCAUCCUUUUUUUUCCGCCCGAGCCCUUUCUCCCCAUCCUGGGUCUGGCGGUGCAGGAGUGUGGAAGCAGAACCAGCCCUGGUUCCAAGCAUGCUUCUCGGAGAACGGGGUCUCUACUCCUUGGCCUGGGCGCGGUGGAAGAGGGGUGUGAGGGCCAAUAAAUGGCACUAUCUGAUUGUC